Molecule: messenger RNA, 814 nt
Organism: Pan troglodytes (chimpanzee)
Lineage: Eukaryota; Metazoa; Chordata; Mammalia; Primates; Hominidae
Product: immunoglobulin lambda-like polypeptide 1
Exons: 2
Coding region: 1-675 (224 amino acids)
Source: RefSeq, a predicted model, not a curated record
AUGUGUCACUCAGGGAGUUGCUGGGACCUACUGGACCCAGCGUUGCCAUCAGCACCAACAGCUUCAGAGAGGGGGACACAUGCCGGGGUGACUCCAAGGCUGUGGGCGGCACCUGCCUCAGAUAGAGAACAGGCACAGAGACACUCCUGGGGGACACUACUGGGACACUGGCCACCCCCCUACCCUGUGCCUGGGUCACAGCCUACACACUGCAGCCCUGUGCCCCUCACACCCAGCAGGUUCCUGCUCCAGCGCGGCUCCUGGACUGGCCCCGGGUGCUGGCCCCGGGGGUUUCAAUCCAAGCAUAAUUCAGUGAAGCAUGUGUUUGGCAGCGGGACCCAGCUAACCGUUUUAGGUCAGCCCAAGGCCGCCCCCUCGGUCACUCUGUUCCUGCCAUCCUGUGAGGAGCCCCAAGCCAACAAGGCUACACUGGUGUGUCUCAUGAAUGACUUCUAUCCGGGAAUCUUGACGGUGACCUGGAAGGCAGAUGGUACCCCCAUCACCCAGGGCGUGGAGAUGACCACGCCCUCCAAACAGAGCAACAACAAGUACGCGGCCAGCAGCUACCUGAGCCUGACGCCCGAGCAGUGGAGGUCCCGCAGAAGCUACAGCUGCCAGGUCAUGUAUGAAGGGAGCACCGUGGAGAAGACGGUGGCCCCUGCAGAAUGUUCAUAGGUUCCCAGCCCCCAGCCCACCCACAGGGGCCUGGAGCUGCAGGAUCCCAGGGGAGGGGUUUCUCUCUGCAUCCCAAGCCAUCCAGCCCUUCUCCCUGUACCCAGUAAACCCUCAAUAACUAUCCUUUGUCAACCAGAAA